This is a messenger RNA of Aspergillus saccharolyticus JOP 1030-1, 1716 nucleotides long. RefSeq names its product epsin. The record is from RefSeq and is a predicted model, not a curated record. The coding region runs from base 1 to 1716 and encodes 571 amino acids. The transcript has 4 exons. Gene Ontology annotation, cellular component: endosome; plasma membrane; clathrin vesicle coat. NCBI's taxonomy places the organism in Eukaryota, Fungi, Ascomycota, Eurotiomycetes, Eurotiales, Aspergillaceae. Gene Ontology annotation, biological process: endocytosis; actin filament organization. Gene Ontology annotation, molecular function: clathrin binding; phospholipid binding.
AUGUCCAAAGUCGUGCGCAGUGUGAAAAAUGUCACCAAGGGUUAUUCCUCCGUGCAGGUUAAGGUCCGAAAUGCUACGAGUAAUGAUCCUUGGGGACCGACUGGUACCGAGAUGGCCGAAAUCGCCGCCUUGACCUUUAGCAGCCCCACCGAUUUCUACGAGAUUAUGGACAUGUUGGAUAAGCGUUUGAACGAUAAAGGCAAAAACUGGCGCCACGUUCUCAAGUCAUUGAAAGUCUUGGAUUACUGCCUGCACGAAGGUUCCGAAUUAGUGGUGACAUGGGCCCGCAAAAAUGUUUACAUCAUCAAAACUUUGCGCGAGUUCCAGUACGUAGACGAAGAUGGACGCGAUGUUGGGCAGAACGUCCGCGUGGCCGCCAAGGAACUCACCUCCCUCGUUCUGGAUGAGGACCGUUUGCGCAGCGAGCGCUCCGACCGAAAGCUCUGGAAGUCCCGAGUGAGCGGGCUGGAUGACCACCAAGGAGGCUACACGCCCGAGCCUCGCCAGCGUCGCGAGCGUCGCCGCACGACAAACGAGGAUGACGAUGCCGAGUACCGCCUGGCAAUCGAGGCGAGCAAGUAUGAAGCCGAGGAAGAACGCAAGCGCCGGGCCAGGGAAGCGGCGUCGGCUGAAGACGACGAGGAUCUGGCCAAGGCAAUCAAGCUGAGCAAGGAAGAAGAAGAGCUGCGCAAGCGGGAGUUGGAGGAGAGCAAUGCUCAUUCGUUGUUCGAUGAUACCCCUACGCAAGUCGCCCAGCCCCAACCCACCGGAUACAACCAGGGAUAUCAGCAACAGAGCGCGGUCGACUGGUUCGGCAAUCCUAUCAACCCUCAACAACCUCUGACGACUGGUUAUCUAAACAACCAAUAUGCCCAGCCAACUGGCUUCCAGAGUCAGAUGACCGGUAUGCCUAAUGGAUAUAACAACGGAUUUCAGACGCAGCCGAAUCCAUACGAUCAAAACCAGUACGGCCAGGCGCAAAGCAACUAUCUGCAGCCGCAGGCCACCCUACAGCCACAGCACACAGCGUUCAAUGUCAACAACCCCUGGGGAGGGGACGCGUUCUCCCAGCAGCAACAGCAACAGCAACAGCAGCCGCAGCAAUUCCAGCAAUCCCAGGACAACUUUUUGUCGGCGGGUACAAAUAACCCUUGGGCUAGCCCACAGCCAGCGGACGCUUUGAAGCCCAUGCCGACUGGAUCGAACAAUCCCUUUGCACCACGUACUCAGCAGUUCCAGAGCCGGCCUGCUAUGACUGGACCUCCCUCGUUGAAUACCCUGGCAGAAGAGAAGGCCACCAACCAAUUUUCCUCGCCCAAUCCGAUCGCGAACUACCAGGCACAGCCCCAGUCGCUUGCUGCGCCUCCGCAGUCGUUCACACCGCAAAAGACCGCCCCGACUCAGAUGCUGGAUCCGCACCGCGCGCAGUUGAAUGCACUCUUGGCUUCUGGAGAGGGCCAGGACACGUUCGGCAAUGUGGGAGAUUUGCGGAUUCCCGCCCAGCACACGGCCCCGGGUACAUUUGUCAACUCGGCAGGACAGGGAUUGGACAAGCUCCGGGCCACGCGGACGGGCAACAAUCCUUUCUUCAACCAGCCGCAGCAGCAGUUUGUUCCACAGCAGACGGGAUUUGCGCAGCCGGCUAGCAACCCUUGGGGCGGACAACAGACAUAUCAUCAACAACCUCAGCAGGGUGGCAGUUUGAUAGAUCUGUAG